GCAAAGUACUAAAAAGAAGGAAAGAGAAGUACUUGAAAAUUUUGUUUAGAAAACCUCUGAUCUCUUAUUGGAAAUAAGGCUCUCUCUAUAUGCUUUAGUUCGAGCAUGGGUUUUUUCUAAAAAUGUAAAUAUUUCUCCAAAUAAUUUUGUCAGUUUUCGAUAGGAAGAUGGGCCACACCUUGCUCUUUGUUCCAACUCUACACUUUUUCAGUUUACUGCUCUGCUGUGGAAACAUUCAAGCAUGGCGACCGAUCCUGACUGUGUCUCCAUCAUGGCUCAGCCCUGAAGUCUUAGUCACUCUAAGCUGUAAGGUUAAAUAUCCAGCUCCUGAUUGGGUGUUCUACUGGUAUAAAGCUGUUCCUGAUCUAUAGAACAAUAACUAUAGAUAUAAGCCACUGCCUGACAGUAUCAAUGGGACUGUAGAGGACUCCUACAUCAUUCAUGGACAGAGACACACAGCAGGAUAUGCAUGUAGAGCUGGAAGAGCAAACCCAGAGAGUUUAACUGAUUACAGUGAACCAAAGUUUGUCUGGUCUGCAGGUCUUCUUCCAAAAGCAUCUCUCACUGUGAAACCUGACAGAAAGAAACUUUUCAUCUUAGAAUAUGUCCAAAUGAGCUGUCAGGGAAACUCAGCUGACUGGAGAGUGAGGAAGUUUGAAAUAACCGGAUUUUCAGCCUAUUUAUCAGUUUGCUCCAAUUGGGGAACGAUGACUGGAUCUUCAUGCAGAGUAAACAGUCGCUGGCCCAGUGAAGCCGUGUACUGGUGUGAGUCUGGAUCAGGAGAAUUCAGCAAUGCAGUCAACGUCACCUUACAUAAACCAGAGACAGUCCUUACUGUGUCUCCAUCAUGGCUGAGCCCUGGAGCCUCAGUAACUCUGAAAUGUACGGUGAAACCUCCAUCUGUAGAUUGGAGGUUCUUCUGGUAUAAAGCUGUUCCUGAUCGCUCCCAGGAGAACUACAGAUAUGAGCUGCUGGCUGACAGCAUCAGUGGGACUGUAGAGGACUCCUUCAUCAUUCAUGGACAGAGACACACAGCAGGAUAUGCAUGUAGAGCUCAAAGAGAAAACCCACAGUAUUCAACUGAUCAUAGUGAACCAAAGUUUGCCUGGUCGGCAGAUCCUCAUUCAGCAGCAUCUCUCACCCUGAGUCCUCACAAACUGAAGGUUUUCAGCAUAGAAAAUGUCCUGUUGAAUUGUAAAGGAAAUUCUGCUAAGUGGAGAGUUAGGAGGUUUGAAAAAACUGGAAUUUCAUUAUAUUUAUCUGACUGCUGCAGUUGGGGGACAAUGACUGGCUCUUUUUGCACCAUUAAAAGUCUUGAGUCCAGUAGAGCAGUGUACUGGUGUGAGUCUGAAACAGGACACUUCAGCAAUGCAGUCAACAUCACUGUACACAAACCAAAGGCUUCCCUGACUGUGUCUCCAUCAUGGCUGAGUCCUGGAGCCUCAGUUAAUCUGAGCUGUAAGGUUGAUCCUCCAUCUACAGGAUGGAGGUUCUACUGGUGUAAAGCUCUUCCUGAUCGAAAACACAGCUACUACAAAUAUGAGCUGCUGGCUGACAGCAUCAGUGGGACUGUAGAGGACUCCUACAUCAUUCGUGGACAGAGACACACAGCAGGAUAUGCAUGUAGAGCUGGAAUUGGAAACCCAGAGAUUUUAACUGAUUACGGUGAACCAGAAUUUGUCUGGUCUGCAGAUCCUCAUCCAGCAGUGUCUCUCACAGUGAGUCCUGACAGAGAGCAACACUUCACCUCUGAGUCUGUAACAGUGAACUGCAGAGAAAACUCUGCUGAGAGUAGAGUGAGGAUCUUAACAGCUCACUGGUCAAAUGUAUCAUACUGCACUGAGUGGGGGGAAAUGAAUGCACCCACAUGCAACAUAAGCAGUGACUGGCCCUAUAAAGCAGUGUACUGGUGUGAGUCGGAAUCAGGGGAGUUCAGCAACACAGUCAACAUCACUGUAGAAAAUGGAGAUGUUCUCCUGGUGAGCCCUGUCCAUCCUGUGACUGAGGGAGCUUCUGUUACUCUGAGCUGCAGACUCAGAGGACAAAAUACACUUUCCAAUGUGUUUUUCUAUCACAAUGACAAACUGGUCCAAAAUGACAGCAGAGGGGAGCUGAAGAUCUCUGCAGUGUCUCAGUCAGACGAAGGCUUCUACAAGUGUGAACAUUCAGGAAAAGCUUCACCACAGAGCUGGAUGGCAGUAAAAGGUGAGCAAAUGAAAAGCUCUUCAUUUCCUUUGCUGUUGGUUGUUGGAACAGUCAUCGGUGGGGUUUUUAUUAUAUUCCUGAUCCUUAUGUGUCGCCUCAAGCCGUUCAAAGGUUCUGAUUGUCUGAGAGCAUCUGAGGACCCUGCAGAUGAUCCACAUGAAUUCCAAAAUGUGACUUACACCCUCAUUUCUUUAAAGCAAUUGGAAAAUAAGAGGACUGCUGAUAAACCAGAGGGGGGCGCUGUUUACUCUCAGGUGAAGACAGGAGCUGCAGGAACUGACAGCAGCAGCAUUCAGUGCUUCCUCAGAUCAGGUAUUUCUGAAGCAAUGGGCAGGUCAAUUCCAGUUUCUGCAGCAAAUUUUGAUGACAUCAGUUGCAGAUAAUAAACACUUAGACACAUCUGAUGACUUCAAAGAUAUCUUGCUUCCUAUGCUGUCUUUUUGAGUUACAAGCUUUUCUUCUAGUGUUUGGGGAAAAGAAAAUAACUGUUUCAAAAUCUUUAUAGUCAUUUCAUUUUUCUGUUGAAUUUUUGUCCUUUUUUUCAGAAAAGUGAGUCUUGCAGAAGCAAAUGCAGCAGAUUAUUCUAAGGUAAAGGAUAGAUCAUGAGGAUAAUGCCUGAUGAUGGGUGCCAUGCAUAAAGGCAUUCUUUGGUCUCCAGUGAACUUUCAUUGAAACUUUUUAUUCUCUUUCAAGUUUGCAAGCACAGCUUUAUCAAUACUAUUGAAAAUAAGCAGUUUAUAAGUAGUAUGUUGUCCUGCUGUUAUAUUUAAAGUAGACUCAGAACUAUUAUAUUUUCCAUGUUUAUCUCUGCUUUUUUUUAACCUUCAAGGUUUUUGUCAUUAAUCUAAAACUAAUAAGCCUCUAUUAUCAUCUGUUUUUGAGAUUUCAAUGCUUAAGUGCAAUAUUAAAAGAAAACAUAAAACAUAAAGAAAACUAUGCUGUGGUGGAGAGGAGAUGCAGGGUCAGAGGUCAGCCUUAAAAAUGAAAUGAAAAUAUUAACAUUUAAGAAUUUAAAUAGCUAGGAUUACAUUUGGGGCAUGUCACAGGUCAUAGGGAGGGUCCCAUAUCCAAUAAUUACGUGUUGGGCCCAGCCAAGGCUUUCAACCAAUCUGAUGACAGAACAUCAGCAAUUCCCUCAUUCUCUUAGAGACCCGAGACUUUAGACAUUUUGUUGCCUCACAGUAUCUUUACCUGGUGAUUUACGCUUAAAGCACGGAUGUUAGUUGAAGAUUUUGACAAGAAAUUUUCAAGAAAAUGCAGACAAGAAGUCUCUAUAACAUUUUUGGUAAAAUUAUUGUUAUUUUUUUGUUUUUCUUCUCAUAACCUGAAAAAAAUAUCUUUUUUAUUUUCAGCUGGUUUGAAGACUGAGUGCAUUGUAAAAAGCCAGUGCUGAGCUUUUUAAGAAUAAUCAUGCAAAAAAAAUUGAAAACCUUUUUUGUUUGUUUUUAUAACCCAGUGUAUUGUGUAUAAAAUAAAAUAAAAAAUCAGAGAGGACUCUGCCUUGGAAAUAUGGUUUAUUUCAUUAUUUUUCAUUAUGUUUGAAGCAUCAUAUACCAAAUGGAAUUCCAACUGAUCACUGGAGCUACACCCAACAUGUGUGCUACUGCACAUUUGCAAAUCAUCUAAUUAACUAAUUAAUCAUCUGAUCCUCCCUGUAUAGUUGCCAUUUGUAUCUCUGCUUUUGUCUGCUUGAAUCCCAAUCAGCCUCUGCAGAUGGCCGCUCACACUGAGUCUGGUUCUGCUGGAGGUUUCUUCCUCU
Messenger RNA from Cyprinodon tularosa, 3964 nucleotides. RefSeq lists its product as uncharacterized. Gene Ontology annotation, biological process: cell surface receptor signaling pathway. The record is from RefSeq and is a predicted model, not a curated record. The transcript is spliced from 13 exons. The coding region runs from base 612 to 2588 and encodes 658 amino acids. NCBI's taxonomy places the organism in Eukaryota, Metazoa, Chordata, Actinopteri, Cyprinodontiformes, Cyprinodontidae. Gene Ontology annotation, molecular function: transmembrane signaling receptor activity.